Molecule: messenger RNA, 2221 nt
Organism: Sphaeroforma arctica JP610
Lineage: Eukaryota; Ichthyosporea; Ichthyophonida
Product: glucosamine-fructose-6-phosphate aminotransferase [isomerizing] 2
Exons: 3
Coding region: 98-2188 (696 amino acids)
Biological process (GO): protein N-linked glycosylation; carbohydrate derivative biosynthetic process; UDP-N-acetylglucosamine metabolic process
Molecular function (GO): carbohydrate derivative binding; L-glutamine:D-fructose-6-phosphate transaminase (isomerizing) activity
Source: RefSeq, a predicted model, not a curated record
GAAUUAUUAUAUAAGAGUGCACGAAUUGUAUAGACGAUUUAUUUGUACGUCGCAUUCACCUCAAUCACCCACACUAGCCACCUCAUAUAUCGUGAUCAUGUGUGGAAUCUUUGCUUAUAUCAACCAUCUUACACCAAAGACCCGUGAGGAAAUCAUUAGAACUCUUACAAACGGUCUAGCCCGUCUCGAAUACAGAGGAUACGACUCUGCGGGUAUCGCCAUCGAUGGCGACUUUAACGAGAGUGGUGAGAUUGCUACAAAGCUUAUCAAGGCCAAAGGUAAAGUUGUAAACACACUUAACCGUGCUCUAGAGGAGACUGAGCUUGACCUCGAGGAGGAGUUUCAGUGCCAUGCAGGUAUUGCACACACUCGUUGGGCCACUCACGGAGAGCCCUCGGACGUUAACUCUCACCCCCACCCCUCGUCACUCGACUGCCAGUUUAGUGUAGUACACAACGGUAUCAUUACUAACUACAGAGAGCUCAAGAAGUUCCUGCAGACCAACGGCUACAAAUUUUUGUCGGAAACCGACACUGAGGUCAUUGCCAAGCUAAUCCAGUACUUCUACGACCAGGACGAGACCAAGCAAUUGUCCUUCCGCCACUUAGUAGAGCAGACUGUGCACGAGCUUGAGGGAGCAUUUGCGCUGGUGUUCAAGUCGUCUCACUUCCCCAAUGAAGCUGUAGCUUCACGUCGUGGUUCACCUCUACUGGUUGGUGUACGCUCCAGUCAGCCUCUACGUGCUGACACCAUCAAUGUUAUUGUAGGUGACGAGCAGGUCAAUCCCGCAAACAUUGAUUUGAUCGGUGUGUCCUCAAAUAACUUGCCUCGCAUGCUGUCCAGCUCUGGACGUAUGAGUUCCAUGUCUAACUUGCAGCUUGCUGACGGAGAUACCACCUCCAUCGAGUUCUUCCUCUCGUCUGAUGCCAGUGCCAUCAUCGAGCACACCAAGCAGGUGAUCUACUUGGAGGACAAUGAUGUAGCUCACUUCGUUAUGGGUGAGAUCACCAUCCACCGUGUCAAGCCUGAUGCCGACUUGAGCUCUAGCCGUCCUAUUAAGACCUUGGAGAUUGAAAUGGCCCAGAUCAUGCGCGGCAACUUCACAUCUUUCAUGCAGAAAGAGAUCUACGAGCAGCCCGAGUCUGUGGUCAACACCAUGCGUGGACGUGUCAAUUACGAAGACCACUCCGUACACCUGGGAGGUCUUGUGCGUGACAUGACCACCAUCAGACGCUGCCGCCGACUUAUAUUCAUCGCAUGUGGUACCUCUUACCACUCUGCUCUUGCUGUGCGUGCUUUCUUGGAAGAAAUGACUGAGAUCCCCGUGUCCAUCGAGCUGGCCUCUGACUUUAUGGAUCGACAAACACCCAUCUUCCGUGACGAUGUCUGUGUGUUCUUAUCCCAAUCCGGAGAGACUGCGGAUACCCUCAACACUCUGCGCUACUGUAAGACCCGUGGAGCCCUUAUUGUGGGUAUUACCAACACGGUUGGCUCUACCAUCUCGCGCGAGUCUGACUGUGGUAUCCAUCUGAACGCUGGACCCGAGAUCGGUGUAGCGUCUACCAAGGCGUACACGUCGCAGAUCAUCGCAUUGACCAUGAUGUCCAUUAGCAUGGCCUCCGAUAGCGUUGCCAAGACGGGUCGUCGUGAGAAGGUUAUCAAGGCAAUGAAGGAGAUGCCGCAGUUGAUUGAGGAAGUGCUCAAGCUGGACACCCAGAUCGAGGAGCUUUCUAAGCAGUUUGCGACCGAGCGAUCCCUGCUGGUCAUGGGCCGCGGUUACCAGUAUGCCACGUGCCUAGAGGGAGCUCUGAAGAUUAAGGAGUUGACCUACAUCCACUCGGAGGGUAUCCUCAGCGGUGAACUUAAGCACGGUCCUCUGGCUCUGAUUGACGAGGACAUGCCUGUGGUGAUGAUCGUCAUGAACGACUCCACUCUGGAUAAGUCGCACAAUGCGCUUCAGCAGGUGCAUGCGCGUGGCGGCCGUCCCAUUGUUAUCUGUACACCCGAGACUGAGGCUGGGGUGAAGGAGUUUGCAUACAAGACCAUCUGCAUCCCAUCCAUUGUGGAUUGCUUGCAGAGUAUCUUGACUGUGAUCCCCUUGCAGUUGAUGUCUUACCACAUUGCCGUGCACAAGGGCUUGGAUGUCGAUUGCCCUAGAAACUUGGCCAAGUCUGUGACUGUCGAGUAGAUGCUAGUAUAUGAAAAUAUUUUUAAUAUUGUA